Mytilus californianus (California mussel) is the source of this 1928-nucleotide messenger RNA. RefSeq lists its product as uncharacterized. Lineage: Eukaryota; Metazoa; Mollusca; Bivalvia; Mytilida; Mytilidae. Bases 186 to 1094 code for a protein of 302 amino acids. The transcript has 8 exons. The record is from RefSeq and is a predicted model, not a curated record.
GUGGUGUAUUGUGUGUUCUUUGCCGUUUAUACGGAAAUAUUUGUCAAACAUAUUUUUCAUAUUGAGUUUGAACAUAACAUAUUGUGAGUUCUAGGCAAGAAGUCAUUUAACAUAAAUAACCAAUCAGAAAUAUAACUUGCGAUCGUCAUAUUGUACUAGCACAAAUACUGACUUGUAUUUCUAUUAUGGGUUCGACGUUGUUUAUGCUGUUGGUGACUCUCAUUUUGCUAAAAGAAUUGAUAGAAGUGAAAUGUAUUUGUUUCACAUCGACCUGGAAAAGAAAUGAACUUCAAUUGAUUUGCACAAUUAAUCAUUUGAUAUAUGACGUAACGAUACUUGACCAAAAUGGUAAAGAGCAAGCUUCAUGCUUGAUUCCAUCGUUCGAGUCGAAAUGCGUUUCUUAUCAUUCACAUGGACAUAUUUCACAGGACAUAGUGACAAAUAAAACUAUAUUUAAAGUAUGGCAGUUUGGUCAUGGCGAUUCCUUUGACGGCAAUUGGACAUGCCGUCAUGGUAGAGGAAAAGAACAAGCAACUACAGAAGUCAGUUUGGAAGAUUACUCCAAUGGUAUUGAAAAGUAUUCUUUAUGGACUUUUAUUGGCUUCAUACCGACGUUGUUAUUGAUGAGUACCUUACAGUGUAUAAGGAUUUUGGGUAAACAUUCAAGUGGGUGCUGCCGUAAUUUAGCAUUGUGCAAAUGCUCAAACAGUCAGAGAAACAAAAAACAAAUUAGUAGAAUUGUUUGUAAUUGGUUGGCGUACUUUAUCUUCGUAGUCGUAUUUUCUGCACUUCCGAUUUGCCUCGACUUUUUCGGAACAUUCCUACCAAUAUCUGAAAAAUUUUUCAUUGCUGAUGGUAUUAUGUUAGGAAUUUGGUGCCAUUUAAUAUCUAACAUUGAUGGAACAGAAGAAAGUGAAAGUAAACUUUUGGAUGAAAAGGUACAUGAGUUGUCAGAGACGCACGAACCACAUUCGAUAGAAAAUCAGGAAAGAGCGUCUCUCCUUUCAAAAAUUUCAACGGAGAACAAGGACUUGACAUCUAAAGACGUUUCAAUCGAAACCAGAGAUACAAAAUUGCAAAAUUGCUUAACGUAAAUGUGUGUGGUACAGUUGCGGUUAAUAUAAAGAAAAGAAUGAAAUUAAACAAUCUUACUUUUUGUUGAAAAAUAAGAAAAUACUUCAAGGCUAUCUUUUGGGACCUUGAAAUCGUAAAUAAAGACAGUAUUAUUCAUUUUUAAAUUGAGAUUCGUCAGAUGUUCAGAAGACAUCAGUUUGUCUGAUAUAAUUAUUAUAUUUCAAAAUGUCAUCUUGCAUAGUUCAGUGAAGAGCUCCAAACUUUUAAAAACAUAAUGCUUUACCUUACAAACUGCCAACAAAGCCUCAUUUUCAGGUAUUGUCUUCAUUUGAGAUAAUACAUAGGACCUCACACUAUAGGAAAGUAACAAUAUCUGAACGACACAUGGCUAUUUUCAAACACAUAUAUAUCGUUUUAUUCGAUGCAAUACCACAACACUGAAUGUAACUUAUUGAAAGUCUCUUCAAUGUAGCCAUUUUUUUUAAACACUUUAUUAAUGUUCUUUAAUAAAAUUAUGAAGCUUUAUAUUUUAGCCAUUUGAAUAAAUUGAUCUGCUUUGCAAUAUUCCACUAAUAGAAAAAUACGGUAAUCUAACUAUUAGAGUAUUUGAGGAUUUCUGGACAAUGCGCAUUCGCGCAUUGCACUUGUUCUUUGAAAACUUAAGCUACAUCUUCCAACAUUAUAUCAUAGUAUUCCUCAGCAGGCGAAUGACUACAUAACUGCACUUUGACUUUGUCCACGGUAAGCUUUGAUAAUUUGUAUCUAUUAAAAAACUACAAUGUGUCUCAUGUUUACACUGAGAGAUUAUAUUUUCCAAUCUGAAUGAUUUUUAUAUAAUAAAAUAGCUCAAUCUC